AUGGUUCCGAAUUUUAGGCACUUAAUAAGGCAGAGACUCCUCAAUCACGCAGACGCUGACGAUGUCACGGAUCAGUACCCUUGGGUAAUUCGUAGCAAUUUCAAGCAAAAGGUGGACCAUUUCAACCCGCUCAACACAGACACUUGGGAUCAGCGGUAUUACUACAAUCCAAAAUACGCUCGUAACACUUCCAUUAUUUUUCUCAUGAUAGGUGGCGAAGGACCCGAAAACGGAAAAUGGGCUGGAAAUGAUAAGUACCAAUACCUCCAAUGGGCUAAAGAAUUUGGCGCUCAUGUGUUUGAUUUGGAACACAGAUUCUUCGGAGACAGCUGGCCAAUAAAAAACAUGAACUUUGACAGUUUGAGUUUACUCACUACUGAGCAGGCUCUAGCUGAUCUAGCCUAUUUUAUCACAUCAAUGAAUCAAAAGUAUGGUUUCAACAAUCCAAGAUGGGUAACGUUCGGUGGAAGUUACCCAGGCUCUUUGUCUGCUUGGUUCCGUUCAAAGUAUCCAGAAUGGACAGUUGGAGCUGUGGCUAGCAGCGCACCAUUGAAUUUGAAACUUGAUUUCUUUGAAUACGCACAAGUUGUACAAGAUGAUCUUGCGUUAACAAACAAGGAUUGUCCUGGCUAUGUUCAACAAGCAUUCCAAGAAAUGAAGAACCUUAGCACAACC
Messenger RNA from Cylicostephanus goldi, 675 nucleotides. NCBI's taxonomy places the organism in Eukaryota, Metazoa, Nematoda, Chromadorea, Rhabditida, Strongylidae. The record is from the annotation of a GenBank genome assembly.